Messenger RNA from Rhododendron vialii, 935 nucleotides. RefSeq lists its product as uncharacterized. The coding region runs from base 63 to 596 and encodes 177 amino acids. The transcript has 2 exons. Gene Ontology annotation, molecular function: electron transfer activity. Lineage: Eukaryota; Viridiplantae; Streptophyta; Magnoliopsida; Ericales; Ericaceae. The record is from RefSeq and is a predicted model, not a curated record.
AACAUUUUCAAUAUCUAUAUUCCUCCUCAGGUUCAAAACAUUCAAGUUUUAAAAUUACAGAGAUGGGCUUGAAACAAGUACAAGUGCUCAUUUUGCUACUAACUGCUGCUUCUAUGGCAGCUGUUGGAAUGGCAGAUAAGAAGAUUUCUGCCACCCAACGUUGGAACUUUGGGUUUAAUUACACAGACUGGUCUGCCAAACACCGAAACAAUAAUACUAGAUCUGGGCCCAACAGAAUUAUCGUCGGUGGGUCUGCUAAAUGGCAGUUUGGAUUCAACUACACUGAUUGGGCUAUGAAAAAUGGCCCAUUCUACCUCAAUGAUACUCUCGUGUUCAAGUAUGACCCUCCAGUCGACAACUCCUCGCACCCUCACAGUGUGUAUUUGUUCACCAACUUCUGGAGCUUCUUGAACUGCGACCUGACCCGAGCUAGUCGACUGGCGGACCCGACACAAGGAGGUGGAGAGGGAUUCGAGUUCCGGUUGAAGAGGUGGCAGCCGUACUUCUUUGCCUGCGGUGAAAGUAAUGGCGUCCAUUGCAACCAGGGACUCAUGAAGUUCGCUGUCAUGCCAUUGUCUCGCCGCUGGCAUGGGUGAUGCUGCGGGAACUAGCUAGGCUUGGGAAGAUGCAGUGCUGCCCACGAGAAUUUUCUAGUUUUCCAUUUAUACGAAUAAUGCAAUUUUUUGUUUCGCUUUCUUUUUCUUUAUUUAUUUUUUUUUCGAUUUCUGUUGUGGAUAACAUUUGUUAUCGACUAGUAAAAGUUUGCGAGAGUAAUGAAUAAGCGAGAGUCGAACCCAUUUUCUCACCUGUAGACACAAAGAAUUAGGAUUACUCAAGAUCUACUGACUUGUGUUUAGGAGUGAGAAAAUGUGUCUAGAAAUAGAAAACCUAAUUACUGUUACAUUUUUAUAUAUCUAUUCUUGAAUAGCUAUUGA